AUGGAGCAAGCCUUGAAGAAAUAUUUCAAAAAUUGGACAAUAAUACUCACUGAUCUCCGGAUUCUAUUGGAAAAAUAUCAGUAUCUUUCAGCUUCCAUACACACUUCCAAAGGUUCUACUACUCUAAAUAUAGGGGGAUCGAUACCGUAUAUCUUCUCAGGCGCUGUUUAUAAUGCCCCUAUCUUAAUAUGUCUGUUGACCAAUUAUCCUUUUACUCCUCCUUCCAUCUAUGUUGUACCCACUGAAACUAUAAAGAUCAUAAAAGGACAUCCAUAUGUAAACCUUAAAGGAGGAGUUACAAUACCAUAUAUAUCAUCAUGGACUCACAAAAGCACACUGGUGGCUGCUGUUAAUCAGUUACAGCAAGUAUUUAACAAAAUGUCACCGAUAUAUUCUGUUGCACCAAAUAUACCUACAAUAAAUUCAGCUACAUCUAAAAGCUCAAUAACUAAUGGUACUGAUGUUAUUACCAGCCCAGAGGACCAGUUCAAGAAAUACAAUCUAUCAUCAAGAGCAAAAGCCGCUAUUUGUGCAGCGAAUGAUUCAAUAAUAGCAUCUAUUAAAGCUAACAGAACUACUUCUGUUAGAGACUAUCACUAUAACUUGAAAAAAUAUGAGUUGCAUCGUAAAGUUUUGUUGUCAUGGGUUUCGGUAUCUCUUGAUCUCAAUACUAUACUUCACGAGGCUCAAACAUCCAAAGACAAGCUGCAAAGUAGACUAGAUCUCGUGGAUACCAGGGAUUUGGAAUCGCUGAACAACGAUCUUGGUUUGAUAUUAUCACAGAUAUUGCAGUACAAAGAGAGGAUUUCUGCUCUUGAAGAGGAUAAACAGAACUCUUUUUUGGAUAUUGAAAAAGUUGUAAAGUUUGAGAAUAAAGAUUCGGAAAGAUUAUGCAACCAAAUUGAACGCGAAGCCACCGCAAAUGACAUGUUAGAAUUCCUUCAUUCCAUAUACAAGAAGAAUAGAAUUUCCACUAAGACAUAUGUAAAGGAAUUAAGACUGUUAAGUCACGAUUUGUUUGUUGCAAAGAUGAAUCGUGAAAAACUUGUAAAGAAUUUGAGUUGA
This is a messenger RNA of Theileria equi strain WA, 1065 nucleotides long. RefSeq lists its product as hypothetical. The record is from RefSeq and is a predicted model, not a curated record. Gene Ontology annotation, biological process: protein modification process; endosome to lysosome transport; protein transport. Lineage: Eukaryota; Apicomplexa; Aconoidasida; Piroplasmida; Theileriidae. Gene Ontology annotation, cellular component: ESCRT I complex. The coding region runs from base 1 to 1065 and encodes 354 amino acids. Gene Ontology annotation, molecular function: ubiquitin binding. The transcript is spliced from 6 exons.